GACAGAGUGAGGGGGGGGGUCCUCUACUGGCUGAUGCUGAUGCACCUGCCUUCUUUUUCCUUCACGCGACCCCCAGCCUCCAGCACACUCACUUCGCCGUGUCGAGCGCGUGAAAGCGAACGAUGAGCUCCUCUCUCCCAAAAAGCGAGUCCGCUACUUCUCUGCUCAGGUCGUCGGGGCUCAGCCGCAGGUCCGCGCACUCGGACCACGGUCCGCACGCGCACCGGGGUCACCGCUCUCACCAUCCUCAUCCCACCGGAGCUGGAGGCGGGGAUGACGCGGGCUGGACGGACGAAUGCGAGCCGAGUGCCCGCAGACCUCUCUGCCGGCCAAGACACGCCGACCCCCGAGGAGACGAUCACCACCGGGUGCAGAAGAGCCACUCUCACCGGCAAGCCAGCCUGCUGGAGGACGGUCCCCCUCAGGAGGAUGCGAGGCACAGAGCGAGCCGACAUCAGAAGGAGCGCAGCAACUCCACCAGGUCCAAACACCCCCAUCCGCAGCACGACUCCCCGAGAGGUGAGCCGCCUCCUGCAGCGCAUCACCAGGGCAGGAGGACCUCUCCAACUCCGUCUUACCCGAAGCACACGGACGACGCGGAUUUCUUCUUCGAGCCCAGGGAGAGAGUGAUCACCGGCUCGUCCUCCAGCCUCAGCUCGGACACACCUGCCUCCGGUGCACCUGUCCGGCCCGCGGGGCGCCGCACAUCCAAGAGACUGAGCGGGACCUCGUCUGAAUACGACUCCAGUCUCCAUCCCAUAGUGAAGUCAGUGUUCGGCCAGGACCAGAAGAAGAACUACAAAGCAGUGCAGUCCUGUGAGGAGGGGGGCUCUGGGGGGGCCUAUCUUGAGCCGCUAGUGGCCCUGGCCCAGAACGGAGCCAACAUGCACAACGUGCUGGGGCCCGCGUGCAUCUUUCUACGCAAGGGCUUCGCUGAGAGCCGGCAGGCUGAUCGAGAGCUGAGGCCAGAAGAAAUGGAUGAGUUGCGCGAGGCUUUCAGGGAGUUCGACAAAGACAAAGAUGGCUUCAUCGGCUGCAAAGACCUGGGGAACUGCAUGAGGACUAUGGGCUACAUGCCGACGGAGAUGGAGCUGAUAGAGCUGAGUCAGCAGAUCAACAUGAACCUGGGAGGACAUGUUGACUUUGAGGACUUCGUUGAACUCAUGGGGCCCAAACUUCUGGCUGAAACUGCGGACAUGAUUGGGGUGAAAGAGCUGAGAGAUGCAUUUAAGGAGUUUGACACAAAUGGCGAUGGCCAGAUCAGCACAGCGGAACUUAGAGAGGCGAUGAAGAAACUUCUUGGACAACAGGUUGGACACAGAGAUCUGGAGGACAUCCUACGAGACAUAGAUCUGAACGGAGAUGGACACGUGGACUUUGAAGAGUUUGUGCGGAUGAUGUCUCGGUGAGUUUGCCGCAGAUCGAGAGCCGAGACGUUCAAAAAACCCGAACGUGGAGGAGACGCUGACGGAUCUUAAACUUCUGAAACUGACGAUGAACACGAGAUCAAAUACAUAUCAACCCCCUGGCCUGAAACUGCCACGCUGAAGCACAGAGGCUGACCACUGUUGCCAGGAGCCACACUGUUGAUGACGAUAUGCUGCUGCUGUUUCUUAUUGAGCAUCAACACAGUCAACAGCUGCAUUUCUAACUUUAUAUAUAUAAAAAAUAGAAGAAGAAGAAGCCUAUUUUCCUUUAGUGACGACAUUUUUAACGAUGAUGUUGUUUCUGACCCGAUGGGCAACGUGAUGUUUGUGUCAUUUUGCUCAGACACUAUUUGUAACAGUAGCAUUUAAGAGGAACGCAUUUGCACCAACGACACAAUGCCAGCAAACCACACAUACAACACAUUCCUUUAUAAUGCCGAGAAGCACAAAUACAAUUAUAGCAAUAUGGGGAAUAUUCCAUGUGAUCCUGUUUGAAGCUGUGCGUUUGUGUUUUGUGCAUACUGUUUUUCUCUCUGCACCCUAAACUGUAGGAUUAUUAUCUCCCUCAUUAAAUCUUAAAAUAAAUAAAUGAAUAAUAUAUAAUUUAAUAUAUAUGUAUAUAAGCUUAUUUUCCUUUAGUAGAGACAUUUCUAUAAUGCCGUUGUGGGUAAUGUGAUGUUUGAGACAGUUGUUGAACCCUGGUUAGGGCGAGCCAAUGUUUUGUAGUUCUAUGUAAUGUAGCACUGACGCAGUUCAUUCUGCGUAUCUUACUGUGAUAUAUAUAUGUAACCUUCAGUGUGCAUAAGGUGAACAGAUUCUUUUCGACUGCAACGUUUCCUGACUACUGUGAAGGGCCUUUUUAAAAUUCCAGUAUAUUUUCCUGAUUCUGAAUAUUACUUUGCAUGAAUACUCAGACAAUAAAAGCCCCGUCUCUACCUAACUAACAGCGGUAGAUUAUCAACAGAGACUUAAAACUACAGCGGAAAGAUGGACGUUGUUAUUGCUUUAAUUAUUAUCAGAGACCUCCGAUACGUGUGCUUGUUUUGGGGAUAUUAGGAAUCUACUGGUUCUGAAGUGAUUUUUCACUUUGGUGCAGCAUUUUCACUUUUAACUUUUGAUACCUCAAAUUCAAUCGAACCAUCAACCUCAACCAUCAGCCGCCCCUACAGCACAAUCCCUACUUCCAUUUCGUUGUACCCCCCCCCACCUUCAUUAUCAAUAGUCUAAGCCGCAUUAGCUUCUAUAUGACAAAAAAAGCCAAAGAAAGUUUCUAAAAAUGUUAUUUGAGUCUCAUGCGGUGAAUUAAGAUUAUGCAGUAUGUUCUAGAAAUAUGAUUCACUGGAUCUUGUUUUUAAAAUGGCUGUCAAAAUGCCCUUUGUUUCCUUGGGCAGAGAAAUUAUUACUGACUGUUCCUGACUGGGCAUGGGUAUAUAUGCAUGUUCUAAAGCUAAGAUAUUCUUCUAAGGGGAAAUCUGACUUUGUGAUUUUACUUGUCUUAACUGUGUGAAACUAUGCAUGCUAGAAAACAACAGCAAUUUGUAGCAUAAAUAAAGAUAAUAUAAAUAAAGAUUUUUAUUGGACAGA
Hippoglossus stenolepis (Pacific halibut) is the source of this 3011-nucleotide messenger RNA. Its product is annotated as calcium-binding protein 1. Gene Ontology annotation, molecular function: calcium ion binding. The record is from RefSeq and is a predicted model, not a curated record. Bases 123 to 1409 code for a protein of 428 amino acids. Lineage: Eukaryota; Metazoa; Chordata; Actinopteri; Pleuronectiformes; Pleuronectidae. The transcript is spliced from 8 exons.